AUAUUACUAACUUUAAAUUUGCCCUGAAUUUGGCAAUCUGCAAAAAGCAGUCGCUAUAGAACCAGUAAAGAGGAAGGAUUCAAGAUGUAACUCCUAUAGAAGAAAAGAACUGUUCGACCCGCGUACCACCCUCGCGGUCAAAGCGAGUGCAAAGAACCCUGUAUUCUUUAUGUGACCAGAUCAGAUCAAUAUACUUCUUUAAUUUGCAACCACAUUGAUUCAUGAGAGAGAGAACAUCAUAUUGCUGGUUAAAGAUUAAGAAGUCUUUUAUAUAUUCUUUUAUAUAUUCUACCAUCUCAAGCUACCCUCCCCAACUCAACUUCGAAAUACUUCCUUUCCAAUUUAAAUAUCACUUUUUUUCUGAGACAGAUAUUUAUUGUUUCGAAUCUGAACUAAGGCUAAACGGAAUCCAUCUCAUCGGGUCUCACGGGCUGUUUGACAUUGAUAAAAUGGCAAUAUUGAACAGAAAAAUAAUCGAUGUAUGGGUUUCUGUUUUAAAUAUAGCUUUCAAUUGGAAUAUAAAAUAAUUUGACAAAAGAAGAAAAAAUUUUACAAGUUUGCGGAACCAUAGUUGUAAAACAAAAUUCUUCGGAAUCUCAUCCUUUGUGAGUAACCCUGCAUCAUGCUGAAGAUAAAGGUAGUCUCUAUAUUACUGCGGAUUUUAAUAUGGAUCCAGAUCUUAAAAAUCGUCGAAACCUCUGGAGUUCCAGAUUUUUCUAGAUCCAAACGGUCAAAAUGCUGCGGAUCAAGAUCUGGAUCCUGUUUACUGCUCUUUUGUAUCAAUUUUGAUCCUUUAAAAGCAUGAUAUUAAAUGAAUUAUGAAAUAACAUUGAAAUAACCGUACAGCUCGGCUGUAACGAAGAAAAAUCAACAUCUUUCAUUAGUUGCUUAUACGUAUAUCUAAUGAAAGGCUUUUCGUCACAAAUUAAAAAGAUAAGGUAAGGUAAGGUUGGGUUAAGUCUAAACAGGCCUAAUCUUAAGUUGUAAUAUUAACCGUAAUUGAACAUAUGAAACAUAGACCGGGAAUGUAUUCGCUCAAUUAAUAGAACUCUCCUGAAAGAUUGAAUGUCCAAUAUUGAAGUUCUUUAAAUAACUCUUAAAAUCAUGGGAAUUUUGUGACGAAUUCGAAAUAGUUUUUGUUAUGAAUUUAUAUUGUUAUAACUAAAUUUAAAAGUCAUAAAGAUUACGUUUCACAUAAAUUUCUUUAAAGAAGGAGAUUGUUCAUUUCGCGUACAGUCCCGUUUAGCCGUAUAUUUCUGUAUGUGUACUGUAUGUAUGGCUCUCUCUAGCAGGUUGAAAGUCGGCCCGGUACAUGAAAUGGUUUGCUAUAACAUAUUCUAUGUGAACAAUAAAAGGCUGUUUUGUUAUUCAGGAAAAUAUUAUAUGAUGGGUCAUUCCCAACUCUUCAAAAUGCAUGUUGAAUAUAAAGGAAAUAAAACUUCCGAUGGUUUUUAUAGUUUGGCAAAAUAUGCUGAGAAAAUCAAGUAAAUCUAAUGAGAAAGAGGGCCUGGAUUAAAGUAAAUCUAUUGAGAAAGAGGGCCUGGAUUAAAGUAAAUCUAUUGAGAAAGAGGGCCUGGAUUUGUUUACAAGCGAUAACAAGUUGUAUGAUGCAUGUCCGUAAUAAUUCUGCAGUCUAAAUAGUGAAGAGAGAAAACUGUACGUUGUUUCACAUUUUUCAUAAGCCUAAGUAAAAUUUGUGAAUAUGUAAAGUAUAGUCAAAAACCUAAGUUUUCCGUGUGUAUAAGUGUGUCAUGUAUGUAUAUAUAUAAUAAAUGUUUACUUAGCACACCUGAAUGACUCGACACAAACCCGGAGCCGGUAUACGGGGAUGGUUUAGAACCGUACAGCUCUUAGGCAUACCUGGAGAAAUCUAGAAACUAGGAAACCAUCUCCAACCAGUGAACGGAACUGAUAUAUCGUGGAUAGUAUUCUAGUAUAGCAAGGAUUAAAUUCAGUUAUUGGAUAGUUAAUAAUAAAUAGGACAGUAUAAUAUCCUGAAAAUGUGUUAGGAGAUAUGAAGAUAGGUUGAUUAAGUGAGUAAGAAUUAUAAAAUGUUGGAUCCAAGAAUGAAUCUAGCUCUCCUAGUUCUGCUUGCUACUGGAGUAAUCAGUAAACUAGAUUUCAACCCUCAAGCUGAUGAACCGAUCAUGAUGCAACCUAAAGGAAAGAUAGUAGAGGAUCUUAACAACUUGGAUUUAUCCAAACUACCAAUUCAUUCAAGAGAAAUUAAAACAGAUGAGAACUGUGAAGAUCUGAAAACAGAGACGAUAAAUUACAGAUAUGAUACAAAAACCAACCUGGAUGAGGAUGUGAGUGUUCUAAUUUCUUCCAGUUCUGUUUUAGAUGAUUCAGUUCAUAGAUUCUUAAUAAUGCAGGACUCUCCUUGGAUCAAUGGAAGCCUGACUAUAAAACCUCAUUUGAAUUGUUACGAUCAUGAUGAACCAAAACUAAUCGAAGAAAUCAAGAAUAGACUGGUUGAACCAAACAAUAAAGAAUACAACUUCUCUGCUCCGAUAGAGGAAAAUAUAAAUGGAGAGGUCGGACAGCCCAGGGAUGUGGAUAGAGUUGUUUUUGGAGGAGAGCUAAAGAACGGGUUCUUCCUGGAAGCUGGAUCCUUUAAUGCAGAAUUUAACUCAGAUUCUCUUUACUUUGAGAUAAACCAUGGUUGGACAGGAUUGUUAGUUGAACCGUAUCCCUUGGCGUAUGGUGAGGGUUUAUUGAAAAACAGAAAAGCGACUCAUCUCCAAACCUGUCUCUCUACACAUACUAAAACUCAGACUGUAUUGUUUGAUACAGUGGGAAGUAUAAGAAAUGAAACGCAUAGAGAAUCAAUGGCUGGAAUUACAAAUGUGAAAAGAGAUAGCGAGGAUCAAUUCAUGAUGCAGUGUUUCCCGCUUUACUCAGUUUUACUUUCAUUGGGAAAUCCUACGGUCAACUAUUUCAGUUUGGACGUAGAAGGAGCUGAGUUUGCUAUUCUCCGAACCGUUCCCUGGGACAAGGUUGAUAUUCAGGUUCUUAGUGUAGAGACUCAUUUGCUUGAUCGGCUCUUUCCAGGGGAUAGAACUGAAUUGAUAGAGUUCAUGGAUAGUGUUGGUUAUGUACAUGUACCUUGGGGUCACACAGUACAAACAUACAGCAGGAAUGUGAUGGGAACUACGGACGAUAUGUUCGUGAAGAAAGGGAUCCAGCUCAAGAUGACAAGGGAGGAGAAGGAGAAGAUGGACAGGAAGGACCAGGAGGACCUGGACAAGAAGGAAGAAAAGGACAGGAAGAAGAUGAAGAUGAACAAUGAGAUGAAGGAGGAGCUAGAUAAAGAUUUAAACGAGUCAAAAGUUGUUAAUUCAAGAAAUGCAGACGAACUUUAAUCAUUGCUGAAAAACAAAUAAAUAAUUAACAUUGUUAAAA
Molecule: messenger RNA, 3405 nt
Organism: Eurytemora carolleeae
Lineage: Eukaryota; Metazoa; Arthropoda; Copepoda; Calanoida; Temoridae
Exons: 16
Coding region: 2052-3365 (437 amino acids)
Source: RefSeq, a predicted model, not a curated record